AUGACACCGGUAAUGCCACCUCAGCCUGCGGCUACGGCUGGUCCUCCUUCGCUUGAGGAAACCAAUGGCUCGGUAGAGGAAAAAGGUCCUCACUGUUGUCGCAAACGGAAGAGAAACCAGCCAAAAUUGCCAAUACUACGGGGUCGUUAUAUCGAGGUUGACGAAAACGAUAUUAUCAGAGAUCUAGGUAUGGAUCCGGACCGUGGACCGGAAAUUUUCGUGACACCAACCUAUAAACAAAACCAUGAAGCCGUCGAAACUCCUCCACGCAAGAUUAGCCAUAAUCCAAUUCAGUGGCGGCUACACAGCGAAGUCGCUAUCGAGGUUAUGGAAUUUAAGCAAGCAAUAGCUCUUCACGAUUUGGUGGACGAGAACAAUGCUCACCUGAUGGUUAUUACUCGAGAUAACGCCAUUAUUCAGGGCCAUAUUGAUCAAGUAAUGGAAAUGCGCGCCACAGUAUGGCAGUCAUGGGACUUUGAUAAGAAGCAGAAGGAAAGAAGGGGAGGUUUGGUCAAUAUCCAUCACGAGUAUAUACCCAUGGACUGGAAGAAAGCGGAACAAUUAAUGAGCAAGGAAUUCCCUGAGACUAGUGAUGGGCCAAUGGUGAUCAUGGAGUUUCGACCAGCAGACCCAUCACCACAAGGAAACUUGAAACCUGGACGCCGAUUAGUACGAGUCAACGACUGA
This is a messenger RNA of Daldinia vernicosa, 687 nucleotides long. RefSeq lists its product as uncharacterized. The record is from RefSeq and is a predicted model, not a curated record. The transcript has 3 exons. The coding region runs from base 1 to 687 and encodes 228 amino acids. NCBI's taxonomy places the organism in Eukaryota, Fungi, Ascomycota, Sordariomycetes, Xylariales, Hypoxylaceae.